UCAGGAAGAGACUGAGUGAUGAAGAACGGUCCAGUAGAGUCAUCUCCCACAUCAAGUCAUCUAGGAGCCUCCACAUCAUGUGUAGAAUCCCAGUCUUCUGCUGGAUCACCGCUACAGUCCUUGAAGACAUGUUGACUACAGAGCAGAGGGAAGAGCUGCCCAAGACCCUGACGGAUAUGUACUCACACUUCCUUCUUGUUCAGAUGAAGAGAAAGAAGCACAAAUAUCAUGAGGGACAAGAGAUGGCAGAGGAGGUAGCAGAGGCUGAUCGGGAGGUUCUUCUGAAGCUGGGAAGGCUGGCAUACGAACAUUUGGAGAAAAGAAGCAUCAUAUUCUACCAAGAAGACCUGGAGGAGUGUGGUCUGGAUCCCAAAGAGGCCUUGGUGUAUUCAGGGGUUUGUACAGAAAUCUUCAAAAGAGAGUGCGUGAUCUUCGAGUCUUCGAGUCCAGUCUACUGUUUUGUUCAUCUGAGCAUUCAGGAGUUUCUGGCUGCCGUCUACAUGUUUCACUGUUACGCUAACAAGGACAUAGAGGUGUUGAAGCAAUUCCCGGGGACAAAGUGGGACAACACAAACAAUGACACAUCUCUGGAUGUCUUUCUGAGCAGAGUCAUGGACAAGUCCCUCAAAAGUAAAACUGGCCACUUGGAUCUGUUUGUUCGGUUCCUUCAUGGCCUCACUCUGGAAUCCAACCAGAAAAUCUUAGGAAGUCUGCUGGGCAAGGCAGAGAUCACUCCAGAAAUCAUCCAGAGAACUGUUAACAGCCUCAAGGAGAAGAAAACAAAAAUCGCCCCCGACAGAAGCAUCAACAUCUUCCACUGCCUGAUAGAGAUGAAUGACCUCUCGGUAUCUCAGGAGAUCCAAGAGUUCCUGAGGUCAGAGAACAGAUCAGAGAAGGAGCUCUCCGAGAUCCACUGCUCAGCUCUGGCCUACAUGCUGCAGAUGUCAGAGGAGGUUCUGGAGGAGCUUGACUUGAAGAGGUACAAGACAUCACUGGAGGGACGACUGAGAUUGAUCCCAGCUGUGAGGAACUGCAAAAAGGCUCGACUCCCUGGCUGUGAGCUCUCAGAUACUCACUGUGAAGUCGUGGCC
Messenger RNA from Haplochromis burtoni (Burton's mouthbrooder), 1091 nucleotides. RefSeq names its product NLR family CARD domain-containing protein 3-like. The annotation marks the transcript as partial. The transcript is spliced from 2 exons. Lineage: Eukaryota; Metazoa; Chordata; Actinopteri; Cichliformes; Cichlidae. The record is from RefSeq and is a predicted model, not a curated record.